UCGAGCUGAGACCUCACCACCCAAGUGAAUGUGAAUUUUCUUUCGCGAGUUGAUAGAGCUUGUGGAGGUUACUUUUGGAUAUAAUAUAAUCUAAAAUGUCGAAACAAGGAGCAACUCGAUACCAAAAGUUUCUCAAAUCUGAGAAAUCUAAAACAAAACUUAAAUCUAAAUCAAAAGACCUACCUAAAGGUACAAAUGUGACAAAAACAAAUUUUAAAGUGAAAAAGAUCGUUCUUAAAACUCAGCUCACUAAGCAUGGUGAAUCCGAAGCACUUUCUAAUAGAAAACUGAAUGUGAAAGAACUGUUGACUCGUUUAAAUCAUUUCAACACUCACUCAAGAACUCAAGCCCUUCAAGGUUUAAAGGAAGUUUUUAAUCUGCACCCUGAAGUAUUGGAACAGAAUCUGGGAGAACUAGUCCAUGGCAUCACACCAUUGGUAUUAAAUGUGGAGAGAGUUGUCCGCCAUGAAACACUGAAAGUGCUGAAUUUAAUGCUAUCAAAGGCAGACACAGAGCGUAUAGACCCUUUCUUUGACAUCCUGUGCACAUAUUUAAGGAGUGCAAUGACUCAUAUAGAUGGCAGAAUACAAGAAGAUUCCCUCUUUUUCCUGGAUACUCUUCUGAUAUGCAUACCCACUAAAGUUGCACAUGACUUUCACAAGAUCAUCCCAAACUUCCUAGAUAUGAUCUCCAAGUUAAGAGUUGAUUCAAAGCCUGGAAGAACUCUAACAGUUAAUUUAGGAAGCCAAAUUACAAGUGUCAAGUGGAGAGUCCAAGUUCUAAACAGACUAAAAGAUUACCUCAUGGCAUAUGUGAUAUACAACCACAUUGAAGGAAACACAGAACCAUUGAAUGACACAACACAAGUAUUUGAUUCUACAAAAAUGAAUUACUUUUCAUUCUUUAAUCCAGUCUAUACUCAAACAUGCCAUGUAUCUUGUUUCUCAGCCAAAGCUUUGCAAGAUACUACACCAAUAGACGAAGGACAGAAGUUUACAGAGUAUGUUGAUACUCUGAUGCCAUUGUUGUUUGAAACCUGGCUAGAAGUUUGUCCAAAAGAAAGCUCUGAAAAAAAUAUGGAAACUGUAGUCAGUGAGGAUGCUGCUCUAUUAUUGACCCAUACCCUGGAGGUUUUUGCACUGAUAUGGGUGAUCAUAAAACAUUUUGAUAAAAAGGAUCCUAACUCAAACAUAAAAAAACUGUUUUCGCAAAAAUACCGCCAGCCCUAUCAACAACAUUUCAUCAAUUCUUUCCCAUAUGUGACAAAUGUUAAGUCAAAACAAAGAAGUGGAAAUAAUUCACAUUUUGAGAAUAACAUCAAUGAUCCAAAAAUGGUUCGACAAAAUUUAGCAACAUGUCAACUGUUUAUUCUGCUUAACCCAUAUGUAAACGUUAAAAAAGAGGAAAGAGUAGUAUUGUCUGUAGUAAAUUUCAUUAUGAAAACUUUUAAUUCAAACACUUUAGAUUCAGUCAACAGUAUCAUAAUUCGAAUCCUACAAUCAAUCUUCUCCAGUGAAGUAAACAACUGGACAAGAACCCUUUCAGUUAUGGAACCCUUGGUUAACAGGAUUAUUUCGGCCUAUUUCAAUAAAGAUGUGCCAAGUGCUUUUAAACAAAAGAUAUUUGGUCUGUUAUGUAAAAUUGCCAUGAAUGAUAAUCUUGUUCAUUUCCAUAAAAGUGAUGCUUUUAAUAACUGGUUAAAAAACUUACCAGACAUAUUGUUAGAAGAGUCCAUAACAGUCCAAACAAUUGACAUCAUCCAUAAGUUUGCCGUACAAAAUAAUAAAGUAUUCAACACAGUUAUCAAGCAAAAGUUGCUGAAAAUUGUACAAAACUUACCAACCAUUGUGGUAUCAGAUGUAGAUACAAAUUCACGCGCCUAUUAUAAGUUAUUUUCUUUACUCUUUUAUGUAAAACAUUGGGAUGAGGAGUCUCUAAAUGCUUUGGAGAAACAGUUAUUAAAUAAUAUGUAUAAAAAUGAUUAUGGUACUUAUAUAUUCGAUACAUUACAGUUAAGAUCAGUGGGUGUCAACUAAUUAAUAUUUAUUAUGAAAAUAAAGACGACAUUAUCUUAUA
This is a messenger RNA of Trichoplusia ni (cabbage looper), 2076 nucleotides long. Its product is annotated as testis-expressed protein 10. The transcript is spliced from 2 exons. The record is from RefSeq and is a predicted model, not a curated record. NCBI's taxonomy places the organism in Eukaryota, Metazoa, Arthropoda, Insecta, Lepidoptera, Noctuidae. Gene Ontology annotation, cellular component: nucleus; MLL1 complex. Bases 96 to 2036 code for a protein of 646 amino acids.